GCAGCAACCCAGGGCACGGCGUCAAUGCCUACGCCCACCGUCUGCGAUGCGCAAUCCAGUCGCCUGCGUCACUUGUCGGAGCGCGAAGCAGAAAUGCAUCCACAAUGACGCUCCACCUUGCGACCGAUGCAAAGCAGCGGGAAGGGCCGAUCUCUGCGAGUUCCCACCACCAGGAACGAGUGCAAUUCAUCGCAGGCCCAAGCGGCCAAGACAGGAGGACGGUCCCACGCCGCCAGCGGCAUCGACCGCAUUGAACGUUACCUAUCGCGCGGCGAGCGGCAGCGAGCUCAAUGCCGCUUCGGCAGCCCCAGCCCCAGCCCUAUCGCCGACGGCCACCGCAUCUCUGCUGGACAGCCUGGAUCCCUUCGACCUGCUUACCGACGAGGUCGUCAACAGCUAUCUGCGCUGUAGCUACAAAUGGAGCUUCCACCACACCCCCACGUUGUUGCUGCGCAUCCGCGCGCGCACCCUAGAGCCAUGGAUGGUCUGGGCGAUGCUCGCGCUGGCCGUUCGCUUCGUGAGAGAGCCGCCUGCGCCGUUCCGAACGCAGAUUGAGGCCAGCAAUGCCUUCGCCGCCCAUGCCCGCCAGAUACUACAGUCCGACCUCGAAACGCCGAGCAUCAGCCGUGUCCAAGCCCUCCUGAUGUUGACGGGACACGAUUGGGGAGCAGGGAACGGGCGCCGGGCCUGGAUCUAUCUCGGCAUGGCUAUUCGUCUGAUAGAGGUCAUGGACAUCACACAGGAACCCAAGGGUCCCAGAAAUCGCAAACCAACGCGCGAAGAGUUCAUCGACGCCGAAGUGCGCCGCCGAACAGCUUGGACUUGCUUCUUGAUGGACUCGCUGCUCAGCGGCGGCAGAGGCCGCAAGCGAUCGCUGGCUGCCAGUGACAUGGCUAUCCAGCUUCCUUGCGAGCGAGAGGACUUCGUCUUUGGCGAGCCAGUCUGCACUCAGCGCCUCGACGGGUCGAUACACAUGCCUCCGCUGUCUCUGGCCGUCGGAGAGCUUGGCAUUAUUGCGUACAGCCUUCGCGCAGCAAACAUCUGGGGCAAAGUAGCUCGGUGGGCGUGCUCGGAAGAACUCAAGACGCAGCUCCCUUGGUCGGUGACUUCUCAAUUCCAGCAGCUGAUUUACGAGCUCGAACACUGGAAGAGUUCUCUGCCACCCCGUCUCCAAUAUGAGUUGUUCUCGCUGCAUAGUCACAAUGCCGUAGACCAAGGACAGGCAUACUGUUAUAUGCACUGCAUAUAUUUCAUGGGCUCUAUGUUCUUGCACCGCGCCUACCUACCGGUCCUAGGCCCGCAGACCACACCUGAAGAAACACUCCACGAGUACAGCGAGCACAGCGACAGGUGGAAGAUGUGGCAGAAAUCGUCGCGGCGAGAUUUGUUCAAUGAGGCGUCCAUGGUGCUCGACAUGCUGGAGGAGAUGCGCAACUUUGGCGUUUUCUUCUUGCGCGGCCUGGUCCCAUGGAUCGGUUUCACCAUCUACACUGCUGUGGGAGUAAUGUUGUACAGUUACAACUUCCCUUCUGGCGAGGAUGACCCACGCGUUACAGAGAAGGCACGGGGCCGGGUCAUCCGCGGCUGCACCUUUUUGAAAGAGAUGAAGACCCAGUGGCCCAUGUCAGAAACGUGGUUUGAAACGAUCAAGCGCAUGCAGGCCUACUAUCGUUCUGUGCUGGGACAAGACGGGCCCGUGUCGCCGGACGAGCGCCAGGCGCUGCGACGCGCCAUGGUGGACUAUGGAGCCCUGCAGCCGUCUCCAGUGCAGAAGCCGGCUGACGCCAAACCGUCGGUGGACACGGACGUCGUUCGCAAUAGCAUUGGGCAAGAGCAACCUGCUCCUGCGCCUACGCAUCAGCAACAGCAGCUCGUCUCCCCGCCAGAGUCCACACCAAAUGGGUACACCUCAAAUUUCAAUUGGAGCGCACAGCACACCGUGCCCCCUCUCGAGGACGACGACAACUUCAAUUUGAACUUUGACUUCACCAGUGCAGACAUGGAGGAGAUGAUGAGGGAUGCAACGCAGGAGUUCUGGGCUUCCUUCCCCGGCGAGGUUGGUGUGGCGUAUCAGUAGGCUUUGUACACGGUAUAGUAUGUAUCAAAAUCGGUUCAGCGUUCCUUGCACAGGCAGAUCAAUAACAAUGCCUUUUUCACAC
Molecule: messenger RNA, 2159 nt
Organism: Paraphaeosphaeria sporulosa
Lineage: Eukaryota; Fungi; Ascomycota; Dothideomycetes; Pleosporales; Didymosphaeriaceae
Exons: 4
Coding region: 47-2077 (676 amino acids)
Biological process (GO): regulation of DNA-templated transcription; DNA-templated transcription
Cellular component (GO): nucleus
Molecular function (GO): DNA binding; zinc ion binding; DNA-binding transcription factor activity, RNA polymerase II-specific
Source: RefSeq, a predicted model, not a curated record